AGCUGAUACAACUUAUUAAAGACAAAAUAUAAUUUUAUUAAUCACGUCGUAAAUAAAAACAUUACUUUAUAUAAACCGGUUAUUGAAUGCACAAGUUCAGUGAUGCUCUUGAAUUUGCAAUGAAUAUACUCAAAUAUAAAUGUGAAGUGAUAGUUUUGUUACAAUUCUAACCUAUAAGAAGAAAACAAAUCGCGUAUUAGUCCCAAAAAUGGCGGUCGAAGGUGUGAUGGUCUCUUACAAUUAUUCUGAAGACGGGGAACUGGCUAACAUAUUGACCGUAGCUGCAUCUGGAAUUAAAUUUUCUAAGCGCUGGGUUCUGACCCACGGGUCUAUACUCUCACCUCUUAAAGAAGCUAAUAUUAUAAAGAAUGCUAGAGGAAAGCCCAUCUUGAAUGAGGAGUUUUACGACAAAUUGCCAGAAAUAUAUGUCACAUGUGAAAAGAAACAAUCCAAAGUGCCUAAUGUUUACGAAGGAGUGGAGAGACUUAGUAGAGAAAGGAAUUUAGACAACGAUGUUGACUUUGAACACAGCUGUUACCAGAUUAGAGUUCUUACUGGCAGGAUCUGUCACGUGUGGCAGUGCCCAGUACUGGACCGGUGUGUGGACGACGUUCUCUACAGCUGGACUGUGGGACAUCGUGACGGCGACCUCGAGCGUCAGACUCCUCUCGGCAAAGCACUGCUUUCGGUAUUUGUGCUUAUAGAUCUGGAGAGCGACAUCCAAGGUUUGAAAACCCUGCGGCCGCUAUCGGAGUUGUUGGACAUGGUGCGGCCGCCGCCGGAACGCGGCGCUCUCAUUGAAGUCCAAUCUACGCCUUUCGGAUGCGAGGUGUUCCUUAACGCGGUGACGCGGGGCUCGGUGUGCGGCGUGGUGGGGCGAAGACCCUCCCUGUUGCUCACUGACGCCGCUACCGCACUCGGCUCCGAGGGCGGGCCUGUCUUCACUGAAGGUCCCACGAGCGAGCUGGUGGGCGCGGUGGUGUGCAGCGUGUCGUGGUGGCGCGGCGAGUGGGUGGGGCUGACGCUGGCGGCGCCGCUCCGCGCUGUGCUGGCCGCCAAGCUGCGUGUGCCCCCCGCACCGCCUGCACACGUGCCACGGUCCCCCACAUCACACUACACAAGCACGCUGGAUCGCAUCGACCGCACGACGGUGUUGGUGCGGUGCGGCGCGGCGUGGGGCGCGGGCGUCUACCUCGGCGGCGGACACGUCCUCACCUGCGCUCACGUCGUUAAAAAUCACACGAUAUACAAAGUGUCGCUGUACUGUCAAGGCACGCGGGAGACGGCGAUAGUGAGGUACAAGACGGCGGACGACAAGGCGUACGACCUCGCGCUGCUCUACACCAACCCCCAGCACUGGACACAUCUGCUGCCCGCUGUAUUUGCCGACCUUCCGGCAGAGAAGGGUGAGUCAGUGGUGGCGGCUGGGUACCCGUACUUCAGUGAGGACAACUUGUCCUCUCUGCGGCCAACAGUCACCAGCGGACAUGUCAACAACGCCGCGCCCUCCAUGCUGCAGACAUCCUGCUGCGUACAAUCAGGAUUCAGCGGUGGUCCGAUAUUCCGUCUGGGCAAUGGUCGUGCUGAAGUGUUGGGGGUCAUCGUAAGCAACGCUAAGACUCAGACAGGAGCCUGCUACCCCUACAUCAACAUGGCCGUGCCAGCGCGCGCCUUCCUCAAACUUAUCAGGCAUUUCAUGAUUGACAGAGAUGAAAAAAAAUUACGAGAAAUCGAGAGCAAUAAAGACAUCAUUCAGUCGCAAUGGCGGUUGUUACCGUAUCGUUCCAAAAUAUGACUUUUAAUUAAUUUAAUUUAUAAUUAAUGUAAAUAUAUGUACCUUUAAUUAUUGUUAACUAUUUUGAGCUAUUUGGCUUUUAAUAAAGACGUGACAUGGAACGUAUUAAAUCCAAUAAACAGGGUUAAAAAAUGUUCCUAUUGAACUAAUCGCAUUCAUAUAUAUGUAUAUAAUUUUCAUACUUUUA
Messenger RNA from Papilio xuthus (Asian swallowtail), 1982 nucleotides. Its product is annotated as peroxisomal leader peptide-processing protease. Lineage: Eukaryota; Metazoa; Arthropoda; Insecta; Lepidoptera; Papilionidae. The record is from RefSeq and is a predicted model, not a curated record. Gene Ontology annotation, cellular component: peroxisome. Gene Ontology annotation, biological process: protein processing; regulation of fatty acid beta-oxidation. The coding region runs from base 209 to 1795 and encodes 528 amino acids. The transcript is spliced from 11 exons. Gene Ontology annotation, molecular function: serine-type endopeptidase activity.